AUGUCUCAGAUAUUCGGCACGCUGCACAACGCGAUGAGCCGCGCCAAGGACGAAGCCAAGGACGGCGUGAAGUCCGCGAAGGCGCUCGUGGAGGAGCAGCACGGGCUGGAGCGGCACUUUGUCGACAUUACGGUCAAGUUCAUCGGAGCCUCGGGCCUGCCGAAGAUGGACGUCGUGGGCUCCGCGGACCCGUACUUCGUCGCGAAGGUGGACGACAGGCUCUCGUUUGUAUCCACGGUCAAGCCCAACACGCUUUCCCCGGUCUGGAACGAGCUGUGGAAGAUCCGGAACGUGCCCAGCACGGCGACGCUGCACGUCGAGGUGCUCGACAAGGACGUAGGGAACCUUACGGACGACCACAUUGGCACCUUUGACUCGUCCGUCGCUCCCGGCGCAAAAGAGUGCUCCAUCGAGAGCGUGUCCCUGCGCAGGAACCGUGGAACCUUCUGGUUGCACAUCGACUCUACGCCGUCGACGGACGGGAAAGCCGAGCGUCGCCAGUACAUCUUCGACGGCCCCAUCCGCUUCUCUCGCCACUUCUCGCCCACCGUCGGCCGCCUCACGAACCUGAACGACGCGCGCCUAUACUCGACGUGGAAGGUGUACAUCAAGGGCGUGCGCAUGUUCUUUGGGGACACCGUCCAGCCCUGGAACCGCGACUACAAGGCCGCGCAGUCGAUCUUCCAAGGCCCCGCGUCGAUCGCGGUCCGCUCGACGAUCCAGGCGGGGCACCGCAUGCUCUACGCGCGCAGCACGACCAACGGCUUCGGCGUCAUCGACGGCCCCCAGGACGUCUUCCGUCUCCUCCUGCACGGCAGCGUCGGCAACCCGGACGGGACGACGAGCGGGGCCGGCGUCGCGCAGGGCAUCCUCGCGAGCCUGUCACGCACCCAAACGGGCCCGCAGGCGACGUCGACAACGACGGAGGUUCCGCACGCUCACCGGGUGAAGCCGGCGGUGUACACGUACGUGAUCGCGGCGGAGGACGACUCGUUCCGGUUCUCGGAGACGGGCGCGGCGUUCUUCGUCGACUUCGCGUCCAAGCACGCGCUGCACGCGAACUGCGCGCGCGCGGUGCGCUACUCGGGCGAGUUCCACCCGCGGCCCGAGGGCGGCUGGGCGCGCUUCUCGGACGACGUCGCGGACGAGGCGGUGAGGUGGGAGCUCGUGAUCGACAACAACUCGGGGACGUACAGCCCGGACGCGCUGAUGCUGCCGGACCUGAAGGAGGUGCUCGAGUACAACUUCCCCGGGUUCACCGUGCACGCGUGGGACCGCAACGACCCGCGGCUGAGCGAGAGCCGCGAGGCGUGCCGCGCGUACGCGCUCGAGAAGCGCGGGGUGCGCCGGGAGGAGCUGCAGCCACACGCGGUCGACGGGCAGGAGACGCUCUCGCACAGCGCGUCGCAGCGGCGCGGGGCGGGCGCGGAUGCUGCGGAGUCAGAGGCGGCGAUCGGCGAGCCUGUCGUGGUGAACGACUAG
This is a messenger RNA of Epithele typhae, 1482 nucleotides long. RefSeq lists its product as uncharacterized. The coding region runs from base 1 to 1482 and encodes 493 amino acids. Gene Ontology annotation, molecular function: calcium ion binding. The record is from RefSeq and is a predicted model, not a curated record. The transcript is spliced from 3 exons. Lineage: Eukaryota; Fungi; Basidiomycota; Agaricomycetes; Polyporales; Epitheliaceae.